UUUAUCUUUUUCCACAAAGAAACCACAUUUCAUUGACUUCUCAAUUCGUAGCUAAACAACUCUUUCUCUCCUUCCCUCCCACAUCAACCCCAACAAACUCAGUUUUCUCCCUCCAUUUUUUGUUCUUCAUAUUUAUAUGCUAAUUAAUCACUUCCUUAAUUAGGUUUGUUAAUUGAAUCAGACAAGGAGUGGUGGCAGUAGUCAAGAUCGUUCAGCUUGAGGGAUAAAUUACGUGACUGACCCGCCAGUACAUCAAAUAUCGUAAUUUCUUGAUGUAAUUUCAAUGCCUUUUAACUUAUCAUUAAUUUCAUUUUCGACUCUUUGAAAGGUCAAACAGAGUGAUAGCAGCAAGAACGAAGGGAAAAUGGACGGUGAAGAUCGAGUUAUAAGACGACGAAAGAGUUUAACAGAACGGCUAGGAUUAAAAGGAAUCGGAUGUUGUGGGUCCAGAUGGGGUAUAUUGCCAGCAACAUUAAAUGUAAUGGGCGAUGAAGACGACGUAGAAGAAGUGAUGAGUCAUCAUAUAAUUCAUACACCGUCCGAAAUAGUCUCUACUACUACUAGUAUAGCAUGCUUGGGUCAUAUUCCGGGAGGAAGUUCCGGGAUGAAUUUGGCGGCCGCGUUGGCCGCCGAACGUCACUUUCGAGAGGAAGCUAUAGAGCAAGGUUUGGACAAUGCAAUUGGCAAUAACCCGAGUCCACGGCCCGGCUCGAGCCCGUUGAGGCCCGAUAUUGACGGGCCGAGGACGGUACCCGGGACACCAGCAAGGAUGUCGUUGAUGAGAUUGUUAGAAGAAACGGAAAUAUACGAAGGAGAAUUAAUGGAGAAAGAAGAAGGGGUAGGGGGUGAAACUAUUUGUUGUGUGUGUAUGCAGAGGAAAAAGGGAGCAGCAUUCAUACCGUGUGGUCACACAUUUUGCAGGGUGUGUUCAAGAGAGCUUUGGGUAAAUCGAGGUUGUUGUCCCCUUUGUAACAGAUCCAUUCUUGAAAUUCUCGACAUUUACUGAGGUAAAAAAAAGAAUCCAAGGUUUUGGUCAUGGGGAUUUGUUAAAAGUAAAGAAUUUAAAUCAAAUUGAGGAUGUGAAAUUGCUCAAGACCGGGUGAAAUUCGCUAAAUAUGAGUUGGGCGCUUUAAUUAUUCCGCCGUAGAUACAAAAAAAAAAAAAAAAAAAAAAAAAAAAAAAGAGCGGGAUGAGAAUUUGAUUUGCAGUGAAAAAUUAAAGUUUCUAGUCUUUGUCGUGUGAUUAUAUGGAUUAUUGGUGUAAUUUUUCCCUUUUUUAAAGUUUGUAAAUAAGCCAAAAGAACUUUUUUAAAGAAAAGAUUUUGGACUUAUGUAGAUGAACAACUAUACUUGUACAAUGUUAGUUCUAGUCAUUCUAUAUCCAAAUCCAAGUUGACCAA
Molecule: messenger RNA, 1399 nt
Organism: Nicotiana tabacum (common tobacco)
Lineage: Eukaryota; Viridiplantae; Streptophyta; Magnoliopsida; Solanales; Solanaceae
Source: RefSeq, a predicted model, not a curated record